Molecule: messenger RNA, 1422 nt
Organism: Stylophora pistillata
Lineage: Eukaryota; Metazoa; Cnidaria; Anthozoa; Scleractinia; Pocilloporidae
Product: bile acid-CoA:amino acid N-acyltransferase
Biological process (GO): acyl-CoA metabolic process; fatty acid metabolic process
Molecular function (GO): fatty acyl-CoA hydrolase activity
Source: RefSeq, a predicted model, not a curated record
AUGGCAGUUCUCUGGUUGAAACUCAAGCAAGUUUUCACUGUCCCUGCUGAAGAAUGGAGGAUACCCCAUGAUCAUAACUGUUCAAUGUCUGUUCCCAUGGUGUACCCUACCUAUGGUGUUGAUGAAGAUUCACUUACCCUACAUACAAUAAUUGAAUUUGACCCUCUAGAUGAAAAUAACAUUGACAAUGACUUUGAUGACAAGGAGGUCAAUGAGGAUGACUUUGAUGAGUAUAUGGACCCAAACACGAACUUACCAAAAGCAAACCAGCACAAGCCUAGCAACACUUUAUUUCGUCAAUGUGGCCACAACCGGAUCCCAUCAUCAGAAGCAAAGAACAUCUGUUGGCUUAAGGUAGGUUCACCUGCUAACUUAGCUUUGGAAGAGCCUUUUCUUAGCACAAAGCCUCUCAAAGACCUAGCUAAGCUAACAGACUUUUGCCAUACUGGUAAAAUAGAGGCGUACCACUCCAUGAUGUUGAAAUACUGUUCAAAAGAGGAACAAUUUGCGUACAAAGGUAUGGUUGCAAGGACACAACUUGCGGCGUUAGACAACAAUGCCAUGCUGAAAGAGCGCAAGCUUGGUGGAGUGAUAGAUCUGCUUGGUGGUGGAGGCGGAUUAGUGGAAUAUAAGGCUUCACUGUUGGCAUCUCAUGGAUUCGCUACUCUUGCGUUAGCCUACAUCGGUUAUGAAGAUCAGCCACUGUCUCCAUCUUCCAUAAACUUGGAUUACUUUCAAGAAGCUGCUAACUGGCUUGUAAGUCACCCUAAAGUCCUUCCACAUGGCAUAGGCAUGCAUACCAUUUGCUAUGGGUCAUGGAUUGCGCUGUUGAUGGCAAGAUAUCAGAUUGCAGCAAUAAAGGCCAUUGUUGCUAUUUCACCUCUGGUAAUCGCCUACCUUCACCCUUUCCAAUUCAAAGGGAGAGUCUCUAACGUGAUCCCCCCUAACAAUAGUAGAGUGCUGUCUUCAGAGAAAGGUAGCAUCUGGCGUUUCGCUCUGUCAACUGACCUCGGCUACAUGAAUCCAACAGUCUCCAAAUACUCAGCUAUAACACCAGUUGAGAACAUCAAUUGCCCAGUGAUGUUGAUUUCUGGAACUGACGACUUGAACAUCCCCGCUGAAUUUGCGGUGAAUUUAAUUGUUGAUCGCUUGAAGGAGAAUGGAAAAGAACAUUUAUGCAUUAAUCUGCGUUAUCCUCAAGCUGGACAUCUCAUCGAGCCACCUUACUCUCCUCUUUGUGAUUCCUCUUUCUACAAACCUUUUAAGGAGUUGGGUGGUGACUCUUAUGCAGCGUGGGGAGGGGAGACUGGUGCACAUGCCUGGGCACAAGAAGACUCUUGGCCAAAGAUUUUACACUUUCUGCGAAAACAUCUCCGACAGAAUACAGAGAGUGAGUAUCGAGAAGGAACAUGUACUGAUUAA